Messenger RNA from Trypanosoma theileri, 1614 nucleotides. RefSeq lists its product as uncharacterized. The record is from RefSeq and is a predicted model, not a curated record. NCBI's taxonomy places the organism in Eukaryota, Euglenozoa, Kinetoplastea, Trypanosomatida, Trypanosomatidae. Bases 1 to 1614 code for a protein of 537 amino acids. The transcript has a single exon.
AUGGAAGAUGUUUCGAACUUCUCAGGAGUCUUUAGACGUACUUCUUCAGUAACUCGACGUCGAGUGUUAGUUACUCUUUUUGCUAUUCGAAACAGUACAAAGAGAAACGCCUCUGCACUUUCACUGCCUUCUAUCCUUACUACUAUAGAGUUUGUCAUGCCAGGGAAACCUGUACGUUUUUUGUUUGCAAGUGGAGGUAAUGCUACUGUUCUCCGUAGCCAAGAUAAAGGUUGCACAUGGCGGAUUGCAUAUAGAGCCAAGACAGGGAAUAAAGGUAAUGAAAAUCCUAAUGAGGAAAUUCCACCCACUGAGGGUACUGGUACUAUGGAAGAUAUAGCAAAACUAUUGCUACCAAAGGAAUCUGAAGAUGAAAAGAAUGAGGGUAUUGAAUUAUCAGCAAAUGAGUUAGAGACACAAAUUUCGCACAUCACAACACUUAAUAAUAUGGUUGCUAUGUGUGGAAGCGAUGGAUUUCUUGCAGUUUCCGCUGAUAGGGGUAUGAACUUUACUCCUUUGGAAAAAGAAAUGAUUCAUCCAUUUAUAAGAGAUAGAACUCAUUCAGCUAGUAGCUAUUGGCGAAUUGGUGGGUUGUCUUUUUUAUCAGAGGAUAAGCUUAUUUUCUUCUGUAAAAAACAACUGUUUUCAGUUAAUCUCACUUUUCAUCAGUUGAAUUCUGUGGGAUUUGUUAAUCUUAAUGUAAUUCAAGAGUUUUCAACUUCUAUUGGACUCAUAAAAACAUUUCCUCAGAUUUGUAACUCCAUACGAGAGUUGUUCGUAUCAACUAAAGGGUUACUGCAUUAUUCCUGUGAUGGGGGACAUUCUUUUGUUACAUUUCCACAUGAACUUGGUAUCCUUCGUGAUGUAUGGCCUUUGGAUAUGACUUGUAGACGUUGCGAAAUUCCACAAGUUCCAAAAAGUUUUAUUGACUCCUUAAUGUCAGUAAAUGUGGAACAAACCUCGAAUAUUAAUAUUAAUAAUAAUAAUAAUAAUAAUAAUAAUAAUAAUAAUAAUAAAAGUACUAGUAAACGGGAAAAAUACCUUUACAGGGCCAUUUCUUCUACUUUGCGUUGUGCCGAGGACAACAACAAUGUACACGACAUAGAAAGCUCUUAUGAUUCUUCAGUAAGGUCUGCUCUUCCUUAUAUUAUGGAUGAAGUCCGUUAUCGUGUACUUUUCGUUGCCGGGGUUGGAACCCCAAUAUUACCGUAUGACUGUACUGCUUUAUUAUUUAUUGCAGCCUCUUUAAAGAAUUCUGCUGGUUCUUAUAAUGCUAUUGGAUCUUUAGCUGAUAAUGUAGAAUACAUACCGUACAUAACAUCUGGAUCUAUGGAACAUAUUUCUAUAGCUGUUAAUCGACAACCUGGUUUGGGAUCAUGUUUAUUUGCGCGGUGUAACAGUUCAGGUGUUAGUACAUCAAGUAACAUGGGUGGGACUUGGUCAAUUCCUUCCCAGGCUUAUACGGUGGCUCUCUUGGCUGUAGAUGGGGGUGAAUUUAUUUGUUGCAACCGGCGAAAUCUUGUGAGUAUAGUCUCUGAGGGACAUAAUAAUGAAGUUUACACUGUGCCAGUUGGUCUGCGCGUUCCUUACUUAACGGAUGCUGCAGUAAUGCUAUGA